CAUUCUACCCGUCCGGAUCACCCCUGCCAAUGUGGACGUGGAGCUCCGCGUCAAGACCAUAUCGGUGGGCGUGCACUUGAUGGACGUGCUCAAGAACGAGAAGGCGCUGGGCUUCUACCCCUGCCGGAUUAGAUUCGCGAUCGAGCCACUGCUGGGCGAUCCCAGCGCCGUCGCGAUCCCGCUCUACACGCCCAGGACCGAUGGCGGUGGUGGAUCUAGCAGCGGGGCUAGCACGAGGACAGGGAGCAGUGGUAAGAAGAUCGGCGUCCAGAUUGGAUUUGGGCCCUUGUCGAUCAGUGGCGAGAGGAGCUGGGGGGUGGGAUUCGAAGAAUCGACGGAGAGGGAGACGAUCAGUGCUGGGGAUUGGGAGGGCGUGGAGGAUGAAAUGGGGUCCGGGAACACGGCGGUGUUUGAGUGGAGGCUUUUGCGAUGGAGCCACAAUGGGGUGAGGUACAAUGCUGACAAUCCACACUCUGGAUUGAGCUUGUCUACCAAGUCUCUUAAGGCCCCAUUUCCAGGAGGAACCACAGGAAUCAAAGUGGAAAGCUUUCCAGACGUCAUGUGGCAUCUCCACCCAAGCAUGAGAUCCAAAUUUCCGCUCCAUUUCAGGUUCCAGUUGGAGGUGGAAAUGCAUCUGCUGUGGUUUGUGGGAAAGAAUCGACUGUUCCGAGUGGCCGAGUGGGGAAGAGAGGCGUUCCAGUUUUGUCACGAGUUUGAAGUCACAGAUGGUGUAAACUCCAUUGUCACCUGAAAAUGGCAUAUACUAGAAUGUCAUUGCUUAUAGAUUUUAAGGCUGUGAAAUUUCUUUCUAUGUACUACAACCACAGGAGAGUUCCUUUACUUGAACAAUGAACAUGCAAUACCUCCUAAGUUCCUACCA
Molecule: messenger RNA, 880 nt
Organism: Selaginella moellendorffii
Lineage: Eukaryota; Viridiplantae; Streptophyta; Lycopodiopsida; Selaginellales; Selaginellaceae
Exons: 2
Coding region: 80-751 (223 amino acids)
Source: RefSeq, a predicted model, not a curated record